AUGAACGCUACCACAGCGAAUCAGUCGGACUGCCCUGAGGUGAAGGUCCCUGUCCCUUUCUUCUUUACCAUCGGGGUGGUGAGCCUGGCGGAGAAUCUGCUGGUUGUGGUGGCCGUCAUACGGAACAGGAACCUCCACUCGCCCAUGUACUGCUUCAUCUGCAGCCUGGCGGCCUUCAACACCAUUGCGAGCCUCACUAAAACCUGGGAGACCCUGAUGAUUGUGUUUACAAAUGUGGGACAGCUGGAGAAGAAAGGUUCCUCUGAGAUGAACCUGGACGAUGUGAUGGACUCCCUGCUGUGUAUGUCGUUUGUGGGCUCCAUUUUCAGUUUCCUGGCUAUUGCUGUGGACCGUUACAUCACCAUCUUCCAUGCUCUUCGAUACCACAACAUCAUGACUAUGCAGCGCACAAGGAUCAUCUUGGGUGUCAUCUGGAUAACAUGUGGGGUGUCAGCCGUGCUCAUGGUGAGGUUCUUCGCCUCCAAGUUCAUCAUGAUCUGCUUUGUUGUCUUCUUUGUCGUUUCCCUGGCAAUUAUCUGUUUCCUAUACUUCUACAUGUUCAUGCUGGCACGCAUCCAUGCCAGGAAGAUCGCUGCUCUGCCCACCAGCGGCAGGGGAAACUGUCGCCGUCAGCGGUGGUGGGGCAGCAGCAUAAGAGGGGCCCUGACUCUCACCAUCCUGUUUGGAGUAUUCGUUGUGUGUUGGACGCCGUUUUUCCUCCACCUCAUCAUCAUCAUGGUGUGCCCCAUGAACCCGUACUGUGAGUGUUAUCGAUCACUGUUCCAGCUGCAUGUUGUGCUGCUGAUGAGCCACGCCCUCAUCGACCCUGCCAUCUACGCUUUCCGCAGUGCCGAGCUUAGACACACCUUCAGAAGGAUGCUGCUUUGUUCGGACUGGAAGUGGUGCUCGUAG
This is a messenger RNA of Cottoperca gobio, 912 nucleotides long. RefSeq names its product melanocortin 2 receptor (gene mc2r). Gene Ontology annotation, biological process: G protein-coupled receptor signaling pathway. The coding region runs from base 1 to 912 and encodes 303 amino acids. Lineage: Eukaryota; Metazoa; Chordata; Actinopteri; Perciformes; Bovichtidae. The record is from RefSeq and is a predicted model, not a curated record. Gene Ontology annotation, cellular component: membrane. Gene Ontology annotation, molecular function: melanocortin receptor activity. The transcript is spliced from 2 exons.